AUGUGGCAGAUGACAAACAGUUCUUCAUCUACUCAUUACCACCACUGGCUCAGCAGAAGCGAACACUUGGUGGAGACACCCACAGGUGAUAUUUAUUUUGUCAAGUGGUACACACAACGGUGCUUGAGUAGUGGGAUGGCGCUUACGGAGCGGUUCUACGUGUUCAGGCUGUUGAAAAACGGAGCGAUUUGUCACAUUAGAGAUAUUGGAGACAAGUGUAUCUUCCUCUCCUCCAGAGGUGAACCUUUCUGUCUCCAGGCUAGCUUGUAUGGCCUCUCCAGAAACUGCAUCUAUUUUGUUGGCGGCGAUGACUUCGGGAAAUUCAACAUCGCCGAUAAUCUUGUUGUGUCUAAGGAAAUGACAACUUCCCCUGCCCCUUACAUCAUUCCACCUCAAUCCUAG
Microthlaspi erraticum is the source of this 402-nucleotide messenger RNA. The record is from the annotation of a GenBank genome assembly. NCBI's taxonomy places the organism in Eukaryota, Viridiplantae, Streptophyta, Magnoliopsida, Brassicales, Brassicaceae.